AUGCAUUUGGUUUGUCUGGGAACUGUUCGCAAACUAAUAUUAUUAUGGAUGAAAGGACCCAAUGAAGUUCGCUAUCCAUCAUGGAAAAUCAAAGAAAUCUCCAGUUAUAUUCAAACUAUUAAAAACAAAAUGCCUUGUGAGUUUGCAAGAAAACCUAGGAACUUAGAUGAAGUAAAUAGAUGGAAAGCAACGGAAUUUCGUAUGUUUUUACUAUAUUAUGGCAUAAUAGUUACUAAACCAUCAUUGAAAGAUCAACACUGGAAUAAUUUUUUUAAUUUAAGUAUAUCUAUGAUUAUUUUAUUAAGUCCUGAUCAUUUGAAAUACAUUAAUGUUGCACGUCAAUUACUAGACAGUUUUGUUAAAGAUUUUGAGAUUAUUUAUGGCCGUUACCUCAUUUCUCAUAACAUUCAUGGUUUAACACACUUAUGUGAUGAUUAUGACAAAUUUGGGCCACUAGAUAAUUGUUCAGCCUUCCCUUUUGAAAACUACAUGGGGUGCUUAAAGAGAAUGUUAAGGAAACCACAUAAACCUUUGGAGCAAGUUGUCAAAAGAUACAGUGAAAUUUGUUCACUUAAGUCUAACACUAAAACUAAAAAUGAUGCACCUUAUUUUUCUGGACUCCAUACCCAUGGUCCUACAUUGUCAAGUUCAAUAAAAGGAAAACAGUUUACCACUUUGGUAUUAAAAAGCAUGACAAUUAAAACACAUCUGGAAAGAGAUUCAUACUUUUUAACUCAAGAAAAAAAAGUAGUAAAAAUUGUCAACAUAAUUAAGAAAGAAAAUUCAGAAGACGUAAUCCUUAUUUGUAAAAUAUUUGACAAAAAAAAUGAGUUAUUUAUCAAACCUACAAAAUCUAGUGAACUAGAUAUUUAUGUUGUUAAAAAUUUAAGUAAUAAUUUUCAUGAGUUUAAUAUUAAAGAUAUUAAAAAAAAAAUGAUUAUGUUACCAUCUAAUAAUAAUGAUUUGAUUGUAAUACCUAUUAUUCAUUCAAGAUUCAACUAUUAA
Molecule: messenger RNA, 1005 nt
Organism: Macrosiphum euphorbiae (potato aphid)
Lineage: Eukaryota; Metazoa; Arthropoda; Insecta; Hemiptera; Aphididae
Source: the annotation of a GenBank genome assembly